Molecule: messenger RNA, 2754 nt
Organism: Trifolium pratense (red clover)
Lineage: Eukaryota; Viridiplantae; Streptophyta; Magnoliopsida; Fabales; Fabaceae
Product: CO(2)-response secreted protease-like
Exons: 11
Coding region: 342-2669 (775 amino acids)
Biological process (GO): proteolysis
Molecular function (GO): serine-type endopeptidase activity
Source: RefSeq, a predicted model, not a curated record
AUAUAUCCAACUAUUCUAACAUUUAAGUUGAUUAUUUUAUUGGAUUUUGACAACCAAUAAUGAGUAUAUGUGUACAAAAGAAAUGCAAUAAUGAGUAAACUUAUUCUAGAAGUAGUAUAUAUCAGCUACUAGAACUAGUUAAUGCCUUAUGCUAUAGAGAAUAAAGAGACAAAAAAAAUGAACAAAGAUGCUCUCUCACAAGCUUAAUUCUUCAAGCAAGAAAAAUACAUACACUUUUUAUUUGACAAUUGAAAAAUACAUACACUAUACUUAGUAGCCUAUAAAAUGAACAAUUACAUGACCAAUUUUCUUCACUAGAAACAAUUGAUACUUCAUAUUCAAUGGAGUGGCUUAUUCAAUUCCUUCAUCUCUUCUUCUUUUUAGCUUCUUUUCUUAUCUGUAACACAACAAUUGCAGAUCAAAUUACUAAGCCUUAUGUUGUUUAUAUGGGAAAUUCAUCACCAAAUAAAAUUGGAUUAGAUGAACAAAUACCAGAAUCAGUUCAUUUGGAGUUAAUUUCAUCAAUCAUUCCAAGUGAAGAAAGUGAGAGGAUAGAACUGAUUCACCAUUACAAUCAUGCCUUUAGUGGAUUCUCUGCCAUGCUUACAGAGGCUGAAGCUUCUACAUUGUCUGGCCAUGAUGGUGUGGUGUCAGUGUUCCAAGAUCCAAUACUUGAAUUGCAUACAACGAGGUCUUGGGAUUUCUUAGAUUCAGAUUUGGGAAUGAAACCUCCAGCUGCCACUACUCACCAAACUUCAUCAACUCAUGAUAUAAUCAUUGCUCUCAUUGACACCGGGAUAUGGCCAGAGUCACCAAGUUUCAAAGAUGAUGGUAUAGGAAAGAUUCCUUCAAAAUGGAAAGGAGUUUGCAUGGAGGGACACGAUUUCAAGAAAUCUAAUUGCAACAGGAAAUUGAUAGGUGCAAGAUACUAUAAUACACAAGAUACAUAUGGUAGCAACAAGACUCAUAUUGAAGGAACAAAAGGUUCACCAAGAGAUUCUAUUGGACAUGGAACUCACACUGCAUCAACUGCAGCCGGUGUAUUCGUCAACAAUGCAAGCUAUUUUGGUUUAGGUAAAGGAACAGCUAGAGGUGGUUCACCUUCUACUAGGAUUGCUGCCUAUAAAACAUGUUCAGAAGAUGGUUGUUCAGGUUCAACAAUACUAAAGGCUAUGGAUGAUGCUAUUAAAGAUGGUGUUGAUAUAAUCUCGAUCUCUAUUGGACUUAGUUCGCUGAUGCAAUCAGAUUAUUUGAAUGAUCCAAUAGCUAUUGGAGCAUUUCAUGCGGAACAAAGAGGGGUUAUAGUUGUGUGUUCAGCUGGCAAUGAUGGUCCUGAUCCUUACACUGUUGUGAAUACGGCACCGUGGAUAUUUACAGUUGCAGCUUCUAAUAUUGAUAGGAAUUUUCAGUCAACUAUUGUCCUUGGAAAUGGGAAAAGUUUCCAAGGAACUGGCAUUAACUUCUCAAACCUUACUGUCUCAACGUUGCAUUCUAUUGUAUUUGGAGAGAAUGUAGCUGCCAAAUUCGCGCCAACAUCAGAAGCUAGGAACUGUUAUCCUGGAUCACUAGAUUAUAACAAAGUAGCAGGCAAAAUUGUUAUUUGUGUCGACGAUGAUCCGAAUCUUUCAAGGAAAACCAAGAAGCUAGUUUUACAAGAUGCAAGAGCCAUGGGAAUGAUAUUCGUCAGUAAAGAAAAUAGAGAUGUUUCCUUUGAUGCAGGUGCAUUUCCCUUCACAGAGAUUGGAAAUCUUGAAGGGCACCAAAUCCUUCAGUAUAUAAACUCUACCAAGAAACCAACUGCGACAAUUCUUCCAACAAUAGAAGUUCCUAGAUAUCGGCCGGCACCAAUUGUUGCCUCUUUCUCAUCUAGAGGUCCUUCAAGCCUUACAGAAAACAUUCUCAAGCCUGAUGUCAUGGCUCCAGGAGUUUCCAUUUUAGCCGCCAUUGUUCCCGAAAGUGAUGAACCUGGAAGUGUUCCAGUUGGGAGAAAGCCAUCCUUAUUUGGAAUAAAAUCUGGUACAUCUAUGGCUUGCCCUCAUGUGACAGGUGCUGCAGCAUUCAUCAAAUCGGUACAUGGAAGUUGGAGUCCUUCAAUGAUCAAAUCAGCAUUGAUGACAACAGCUACAACCUACAAUAACAUGAGGAAGCCGGUGACAAAUAGCUCAAACUACAUUUCCAACCCACAUGAAAUGGGAGUUGGAGAAAUUAAUCCACUCAAAGCUCUAAACCCUGGUUUAGUCUUCGAAACCGAUGUUGAAGACCACAUUCGAUUCCUUUGUUAUUACGGCUAUUCAAACAAAACCAUAAGAUCAGUGUCUAAAACCAAUGUAACUUGUCCAAGGACAUCUCAAGAUCUUAUAUCCAACAUCAAUUAUCCAUCAAUCUCUAUACAAACACUUAAAAGAAAUCAAAAAGUAAGAAUAAUCACAAGAACAGUGACCAAUGUAGGAACCUUAAAUGCUACAUAUGUUGCACAAGUGCAUGCCCCUAAAGGAUUGAUUGUCAAGGUCAUUCCCAACAAACUUGUAUUUUCAGAAAGUGUUCAAAAAAUUACCUAUAAAGUCUCAUUCUAUGCUAAGGAAGCUCAUGGUGGAUACAAUUUUGGGUCUCUAACAUGGCUUGAUGGUAGACAUUAUGUUCAUACAGUAUAUGCAGUCAAAGUUGAAUAAUUAUUUUUUGCACACACAUAUAAAUACACACAUAUUCAAAUAGAUUGCUUAAUUAUACAUACAAGAUUGUGUUUUAAUUUUUUAA